Ilex paraguariensis (yerba mate) is the source of this 2265-nucleotide messenger RNA. The record is from the annotation of a GenBank genome assembly. Lineage: Eukaryota; Viridiplantae; Streptophyta; Magnoliopsida; Aquifoliales; Aquifoliaceae.
AUCUCUCUUCUCCGCUCCUCUCCUCUGUUCUUCCCUCUCCAAAGGUCUUCCGUCUGUCUGUCUAUUCUAUCUCGCCAAGGUUGAUAUUUGAUUUGGUGAUUUCAUUGUAUAUUUUCUGAGAUUUCAUUUGGGGCAUCGUUAGAUCUGGCUUGGAAGGUUUGAUAUUUGCUUCUCUUUUAUUUAUUUAUGUAUUUUUUGUUUUUUAAUGUAAAACAGAUUUUUAUGAAUUGAUCCGAUCCACUAAUUUUGUGUUCUAUUGUCUCUUUCUCCUCCCUUCCCUUCUCUCUCAAGCCAAAAAUAGGGGCUGUUAGCAUUUGUUUUGGAGAUAUCAUUUGGGACAUCAAAAGGACACGACUUCAGAUAAUCGAAGGAGUUUUCAGCAGAUCUCGCUUGGAAGCCGCCCACCUCUUCCUCUAUCUCUCUUUCGGCGACUGCCUUUGCCCAGCGAAACUUCACCGACAACUCUUCUUCCUCACCAGCGACCAGACUACCCUGAGGUAAACAGCAAUGGCUCAAGAAGCAGGUAUGUUCACGGUUCAGCAAACCAUUGGCAGUGUUUUGUGCUGCAAAUGUGGUGUUCCGAUGGCACCAAAUGCUGCCAAUAUGUGUGUGAAAUGUCUGCGUUCUGAAAUUGAUAUCACAGAAGCUUUGCAGAAGCAUGUUAUCAUCAUUCACUGCCCCGAAUGUGAUACCUAUUUGCAGCCACCAAGAACUUGGAUCAAAGCCAAACUAGAAUCAAAGGAGCUGUUGACAUUUUGUGUGAAGAGAUUGAAGAAUUUGAAUAAAAUCCAUUUAGUACAUGCGGAAUUUAUAUGGACCGAACCUCACUCAAAGAGGAUCAAAGUUAGGCUGAGAGUUCAAAAGGAGGUGCUUAAUGGGGCAAUACUAGAACAAGCUUAUACUGUUGAGUAUGUAGUGCAAGACCAAAUGUGUGAAUCUUGUACUAGGGUUCAAGCCAACCCUGACCAAUGGGUGGCUGCAGUGCAACUACGUCAGCACGUUUCUCACCGGCGAACUUUCUUCUAUUUAGAACAACUUAUUCUUAAGCAUGAUGCCGCUGUCCGUGCCAUAAGAAUCAAGCAGAUGGAUCAGGGAGUUGAUUUCUUUUUUGCUAAUCGGAGUCAUGCUGUGAAGUUUGUAGAGUUCCUGGGUAAAGUUGCUCCAAUUAAGAGUCGUCAUGACAAACAACUUGUAUCGCAUGAUACCAAGAGCAAUAAUUACAAUUAUAAGUACACCUUUUCUGUUGAAAUCUGCCCAAUUUGUCGUGAGGAUCUGAUUUGUCUACCUCCAAAGGUUGCAGUUAGUUUGGGAAAUCUUGGUCCACUUGUGAUCUGCACGAAGGUGAGUAACACCAUUGCUUUGCUGGACAUUUUUACUCUGAGACACUGUUUCAUGGAUGCUGACCAAUAUUGGAGGACAGCUUUUAAGUCCCUGCUUUCGAGUAGGCAGAUUAUGGAAUAUAUCGUGUUAGAUGUGGAGCCUGUUUCUUCUGAAAUAAAUGUUGGUGGUUCAAAGUAUGUUUUAGCCGAUGCCCAAGUAGCUCGUGUAGCAGAUUUUGGGAAGAAUGAUACACUGUUUACCGUAAGAACACAUUUAGGUCAUAUUUUAAAUCCUGGGGAUUAUGCUAUUGGUUAUGACUUAUAUAGGGCUAACAGCAAUGAUAUUGAAUUGGACAAGUACAAAGGUCUUGUUAUUCCAGAUGUGAUUCUAAUAAAGAAGAGCUAUGAAGAGAAGCGCCAGAAGAAGCGGGGGAAACCGCGUGCAUGGAAGCUUAAAUCUCUUAACAUGGAAGUCGAGGACUCUGCUAAAGCUACUGAUGAAGAGAAGAGGAGCUCAGAAUACGAACAGUUCUUGAGAGACUUGGAGGAGAACCCUGACAUGAGGUUCAAUAUAUCCUUGUACCAGAAUAAAGAAUACCAACCAUCAGAAAUGGCCUCCAUGACUGACGAGGAGGAUGUUCCUUCGAUACCUUUAGAGGAGUUGCUUGCAGAUCUUGAUCUAAGUGAGGAGGAAGCUCAGAAUGAUAGCAUGAACGAGUAAAUUGACGUGGUAUAUUUUUUUUUUCUGUUCAUUGUGGGGGAAGUAUUGUCAAAUCAAUAGUUUAGAUGUUUCAAUAUGAUUACUAGUUCCUUGUUUUCUCUGUUAUAGAAGUUUGAUAGAAAUUUGAUGGAAAGUUGUGUUACUCUACUAGCUCCUCCAACUAUGCGAUUGUCUUUUUGUUUGUCUCAAAAUCUAGCGGCGUGAGGAUAUUUUUUGUUAAAAUUG